Molecule: messenger RNA, 3158 nt
Organism: Cynocephalus volans (Philippine flying lemur)
Lineage: Eukaryota; Metazoa; Chordata; Mammalia; Dermoptera; Cynocephalidae
Gene: MRPS18C
Product: mitochondrial ribosomal protein S18C
Exons: 7
Coding region: 91-525 (144 amino acids)
Biological process (GO): mitochondrial translation
Cellular component (GO): mitochondrial small ribosomal subunit; ribosome
Molecular function (GO): small ribosomal subunit rRNA binding; structural constituent of ribosome
Source: RefSeq, a predicted model, not a curated record
CUGGAGUGCUCUGGCCCACAGAGGAAAACUCCGGAAGGGACCUGUCGGGACGAUUUGGAAAGAGGAAAGGAAGAGUAUGAAUGAGGAACCAUGGCAGCUAUGGUUGCUGUUUGCGCUGGUCUAGGGAGGAAAACAUUGACAAACUCGGUAGCGACUGCUGUCUGCCUCAAGGAUCCCGGGAGUCACGCGGUGCUGUGGAGAAGAGGUUGUUCACAAUAUAAACAGAUAACCAGCAAUGAGGACCUGCCCGUUCCAAUGGAAAAUCCUUAUAAGGAGCCUCUCAAGAAAUGUGUCUUGUGUGGAAAACGUGUAGAUUAUAAGAACGUGCAGCUUUUGUCCCAGUUUAUUUCUCCAUUUACUGGAUGCAUUUAUGGAAGGCACCUAACAGGUCUUUGUGGGAAGAAACAGAAAGAAAUCACAAAAGCAAUUAAGAGAGCUCAAAAACUUGGGUUUAUGGCAGUUACGUACAAGGAUCCUGCGUAUCUCAACGACCCUAAAAUUUGUAACGUCAAAUAUCGGGAAUAAAUUAUGUGAGGCUACCACCAAUAAAUAUUUUACAAGCACCCCUAUUGAAUUUCUGGGAAGAACAAGCCUUUUCUUACCUGCUUUAUGGGAUACUGUGAAGACUAAUACUGCUUAAAAGGUCUGUUUAAGUACUACACAUUUUUAGGAGUUGAAAAUAAUGCAUACAAUACCAAAAAACAAAAGGUCAAUCAGGGAGUACCUUUUUGACACUUGAUAAUAUUUUCCUCAGUGCUUGUUCAUUCACUUCACCUGAAGAAUUAUAAAAGCUGUAAAAGCCAAAAUUAAAAGAUAUUUCAAAUAAGCUAAAAAUAUGAAUAAUUUUAUUAGCAUUUCUAAUUUUAGUUAUUGCUAACUCAAACUACCCAACCAAAAUCCAUAUACUUGCUUGCCUGACAAACUCCUAAAAUAAAUAGUAGAGAAAGUUCUCAAAUUAACAGACUUAAAGUGGUAGAAACAUGAAGUCCAUAAGCAAUGAAAAGGAAAGGUAAACUUGGGCAUCACUUUUUUUUUUUUUAAACCUAAAACAAAACAGUAAACUAUCCAUUAAAUACAGGUAUUAGAAAGUAAGUUCAUAUAGCCAGUUCACAAUUCAUUCAUAGUUUAUUAAAAUUUUUUAGAAUAUUGAUACACACAAAAGAAUGCAUAAUGCGAACAAAUGACAAAAGGACAAUUUAUUCACUGCUACUUCCAAAAGCUACGUGUCUUGGGAGGUAGUAGGAUUUUUUGGUGGGGAGAGGUAUAGGUUUUGGUUUAGUUUGGUCUUUGUUCUGUAGCUGGAAUGUCCAAGGUGUAAGAAGAAUCAGAGAUAAUUCUAAAACACUCUGAAGCGUUUACUUCCAGCUUUCUUGCUCUUAAAAUAAGAGACUGCAAAUAUUUCCUUCCUUCCUAGCAAUUCACUGUGAUCAAUAAUACUCUUUUCUAUGACAGGGAAAUGUUAAGCAAAACCUGCUACAAAUAAUAUUCAUUAUAAUAGGCUAUUACUGAUAAUUCUAAAGUGUAUACUGAAAAAAAUUAGUUAUAUAAAACUGAGAAAAUAUACCCAAAUAGGCAAUAUAUAUAUUUUUAAGUUACAAGGACUUCAUUAAAAAUUUUCCAUUAAUGGAUCCAAUCAAGAUGAUGGAAUAGAUGGUCCGCAGCAUCACUCUCUCCCACAAAUCAACCAAAUUUACAACUAUAAAAAUGUAACAUCAGCCAAGCCAGGGCAGCUGGAGCUCAGGGGAAGAGAAGGAGAGACCUACGGAGUUCAUGAAGGUGGGAAAAACCAUGACAAGAGAAAGAAAAAGCUGCUCUGAGCAUUUCGGGCUACGGCUGCUUUAAGGCUCGAGCUGACGAGUGCAUGGAGCAGGAGCCGGCAGAAGCCACAGCUGUGCCCUUCAGAUGGAGUUACUAGGAGGCAGCAAGAGAGAAGAGGGCCUUGGUGGCCCCCAGGACAGCAAGACCGCUAACAGGGUUCAUGUGGACCCACGCAGGAGUGAGGAGCCAGAACAACUGAAAAAAGGGAGCCACUCAGAGGCUGGUGAGUCAUCGCAUGGGACCGGCGCAGAGCCCAUCCCAUGGGAAGUGUUUGCAGCACGGGCGGUGGGGGAGACGUGCCCACCAGGGGAACACUGGGACACAGCAAGGACAGCUGAUCUGCCCCCCAGUCAGCACAGGACCACUCAGAAGAGACUGGUCAGGAAUGCAGAAUUGCAUGGGGUGUAGUUUGAUGAAAAAACUCAGGCCCAGAUCAGAGAUUCUACAGAACACAGAUCCUCUAGGUCUCUGGAGAGCCGGAAGUACCUAUAAGGUCAACCAUUAAACCCUGAGCUGCAUAAAAAGCCUUCCCGAGGGAAACAGCAGCAAAGUAGCAAUUUAAACAACCACACAGGUCAAGUACUGGUUCCCACAGGAAGUUCCCCCCAUGUUAGAAGCAAAGGACAAAAAAUUAGUUCCGCCCAGGCACACCACCAGCACCUUGGGGCCUGCCUGGGAACUGGAGGCUUGAAUCUGCGGACCGGACCCCAAUCCCACUUCCAGGCAAACUGCACCAGUGCCUCAGGGCCAGCCUGGGGACCUCAAGCAUGGAGAAGGGGACUGGAGCCCCCCCUCCCACAACCAGGCACACCACGCCAGCACCUUGGGGCCUGCCCAGGGACCCGAGGCAAGGAGAAGGGGAUCAAACACACCCCACAACCAGGCAUACCGCCAGUGCCAAGGAGCAUGCCAAAAACAGCACCUCUACAUGGGCGGCCCACCACAGCCAUCACAAUAAUCAUGGCUGCUGCAAAAGCGGCUAGACGCCACAGCCACCACCCAGACGGUCCGCCAACCACUGGAGUGCAUUAACACAAGAAGAGUCACCAGCAGAGACAAAGAAAAGAAGGUGUCUCCUUCCACAAAACCCAUUUCAGAGUGACAGAAGAAGCAUCUGCUCUAUGAUAAUAUUGGUGGAACUGAUCACAUCUCUCAGCAUUGGACAGAUCAUCUAGACAACAAGUUAAGAGAGUAACCAUUAUUCUUUCAGAAGGAGAGAAGAAAUCUAGGGCAAUUAGAGGGGGGAGGGGGAGAAGUUGGACAAGGGGCAUAAAGAAUAAUUACGAUUUGUAACAAUAUAUAUGCUAGUAAUAUUGAUUUAAUCAACAUAUCUCAAUGUU